AUGUCUCGCUCGGAAGAAAUCACCCAGAACGAGGUCAGAUUUCCCACGCAGCAGUUGUUCAUUCUAGCAUUGUGCCGCUUUGCCGAACCUAUUGCUUUCACCUCGAUCUUAGCAUACAUAUAUGUUUUUACGCUCGACCUGAGACCAGAUGAUGAGGCGAAUGCUCCGUUCUUUGCUGGCCUGCUGGUCUCGGCCUUUGCCCUUGCAGAGGCCGCGACCUGUGUCAUGUGGGGGAGCAUCAGCGACCGCUAUGGCAGGAAGCCCAUAGUUUUGAUUGGUUUGGGUGGUACCGCCUUGUCUAGCUUGAUCUUCGGCUUUGCUCAGAACUAUUGGGUUGGUCUGGCAGCGCGAGUUAUUGGAGGGGGUCUCAAUGGUAACGUCGCCGUCAUUCAAACCAUGGUUUCUGAGAUGGUCAAGAGCCCAGAUCAUGAGCCCCGUGCUUAUAGCGUCAUGCCCUUCGUCUGGAGUGCCGGCUCUAUUCUUGGGGCGGCCAUGGGCGGCUAUCUGGCACAGCCCUCCAAAAGUUUCCCAUCCAUAUUUCCUGUCGAUGGCCUUUUUGGGAAAUAUCCCUACCUCCUCCCCAACUUGGUGGCAUCUGCUUACAUUGCCUUUGCCAUCGUGAUUGGGAUGAUUUUCCUUCGAGAAACCAACACUUCCCCUACCCAGAAAUCACGUCCCCAAGAGGAUAUUUCCCAAGCCUCGGCGGAUGAAAGAACACCUCUUCGUCCAAGGUCGAGCGCGGCCUUGAUGAGCAUCAGUAGCGACCAAGAUCAUUCAACCACCGGCCGACGUCCUUCAUUGAUUGGUACAAACUUGUCCCUAACGACCAGCACUACCGCUGAUCUUCGGAGAGUAUCAACCAUCUCCAUGGGUGCUGUACGUCCACUGAUACCGUCCAUCUUCGAAGGUCACCAGGCCGAAUCAGAAGAUGGAAAUGACAUCCCUGCAACACCAUGGAAUCGUGAGGUGGUUCUCCUAAUCGUGCAAUUGAUCGUCAUGUCCUACCACCAAAUGGCCUUUGCAUCAUUGCUACCCGUGUUCAUCGUGGAUGAGCCGACGACUGGCCAUCUCGAUUUACGAGGAGGCCUUGGGCAGACUGUGCGAGACGUCGGGACGUAUUUCUCGGUGACAGGAGUGGUUGCCAUGUUGAUCCAAGUUCUCGUCUACGCACCAUUGGUGGAGAGGGUGGGUGUAUGGAGAUCAUUCAUUCUAUUCACCAUCCUAGUUCCCUUGACAUACAUUGUAACGCCAUUCCUCACGGCUCUCGACUCGUCAGGCAUCCAAGUCGGGGUCUAUGCCGAUAUGAUGGCCAACAGCUUUGCGUUGAUCAUCAUCUACCCGUGUCUGCUGAUCCUGAUCAAAAACGCCACACCGUCUCUGUCGAUGCUGGGGCAGGUCAAUGGAUUAGCCAUGGCAGCUUGCUCUGGGGCAAGGACGUUUGCUCCUCCUUUGGCAGGAUAUAUCUACAGCAAAGGAGGGUCGGCUGUCGGAUGGUGGAGUAUCGCAGCGGCUGCAAUACUUGGCGGCCUUCUCUUGUUUCCAAUGUCUCCUCCAGUUGGAGCGGGUGAAAGCGUCUCGGACUGA
Molecule: messenger RNA, 1584 nt
Organism: Exophiala mesophila
Lineage: Eukaryota; Fungi; Ascomycota; Eurotiomycetes; Chaetothyriales; Herpotrichiellaceae
Exons: 3
Coding region: 1-1584 (527 amino acids)
Biological process (GO): transmembrane transport
Molecular function (GO): transmembrane transporter activity
Source: RefSeq, a predicted model, not a curated record